UGAGGCCUGAUGUGGUGCUAUAGUUUUCUUGACGGAAGACGGAGGUCUGAAUUGGUACUGUUGUGGUGGCAUCAUGAAGUCCGAGGGCGAUGAGGCGACGAUGGAGAAGGGCAAGGUUGACGACAGAGAAUUGAGGAAAUUUCAUCUCACUUCUGUUUACGAUGAACAGGGCACCGACUGGGUCGACGCCGACAAGAAAGUCAGCCUCGACCUAACCCAGUUCAAAGGGUACGGUCACAGGGCGUUCGGUAUGAAACCUUUCGAAGCGAAGGGGGGUGGAAUUGAGGUUCGGAUGGUUCAUCCGGUGGAUUUUCUUAACAAAACAAACAGCUAUAGAAAAAGUGGUCAGUACCCGAUAGUAGACGCCGGUCAUCAGUUCACAGGACCGCUUGUCCCGUACGACACUCCGGUCCAGGGCGUCGCUGGCAUUUUGAAGUCUUGUGGUGAAGCACGCCAAGAACCUUCAACUUCUCAGCAACAUUCAGACGUUGCUCAGAAGGUAAUUACGUACUCCAGGCGGUCGGGGGCAGGUUUAUCGGAUAAGGCUGCGAAGAGGAAACAACUCGCCACAACUCCACCGCAACUGCAAGGACUUGCUGCGACUGCUGGCACUUCACGCUCGUGGCAGACGGAUCUUCAAGCCGUCGACCAACGGUCUGAGGAGCAAACGGAAACGGAGGAGGAUGUUGGGUUCCAUGGACGGGACGUGGGGUCCUUGGAGGACUCACGACACGGGGGCGCCGGAGGAGACAGCGAAGGGAACGUGGAACUCGAACAACGUCCUCGUGGCAGUGGGCGAUGUGAUGACGAUUGUUCGGAUGAGGAACACAAUGACAGGGAACAAAGUGAAAUGGGUGCGUGGAGUGGUGGGCCACACAAUGACAUGGAACAAAGUGAACGAAUGCAGAAUGAGGAUGAGCAGGACGAUGGAGGGAAUGGCGAUGUAGAAACGGGUGGGGCUUCGAAGAGUAGGUCUAAGCGGAAAGCAAAUGCAUCCCUAACACCAGCAGCGAUGAAGAAACAAGUCAGAAAAGAAUUUGUGGAUGAUGCUCGAUGUGCCUUGGAUGCAUCACAGGAAACGCUUGGCGAAGCCGGCAAGAAACGUAAAGAAGGAAGCCGUUUUCGCAAAACAUCGCAACCUAAGAGGACUACACGCUCAUCAAGGCUUCCCAAGUCAGAUGAUUUAAGUGACGACGCUGAAGGGGUGGGCCCUCGUCGACCUGACCUCAUUGCCGAGGACGAAACGGAAACGAAGAAGCCCCGUGCAGUCGACAUGACACGGUGCUUCUUUCUCAAGUACGAUGAAGACGGCAGAAAAAGAAAAGACGUGCCAAGGGUUUGCAUAGAUGUCAUGUCGAUUCUUCCGAUUCCCGAGGGGAAUAUCGAAUUCAACCAGCGGUCGCUGAACAAGGCAAUUGUUGCAGGUCUCGAUGCAUUAAUUGAUAGGUCCACUGCUCAAAGGGGUGUGGAUGAUGAUGCUCCGUGCGAACCGUCGGAGUUGACACUCGCUCCAAUUACGCCUUGCGCGAAUGACCCCAAUGUCCAAGGAACACGUGUUCUUCCGGAGGACUUUGAUUGGAGGCGUGCGAAGGAAUACUUCUAUUACCCGGUUGCUGGGCAGCACACCGCAGAGGCCAUGAAAAGAGCGGUACGUCGGGGAUCUCCUGCUGUUGCCAUUUAUAGUUUGCACGAUUAUGACCGUGUGCGCGUUGUUUACUUUGACGACGAUCACAAACACGGGUAUUCGAUUGUUUCGACAUACGACAACGCAAAAGGUGACCGUGCCAUGUUACCGUCGUUCCACCAGGCGUGUGAAGACAUAAGAGGUUUUUGGCGGUUGAAGAACUACAUCAAGCCUGUGGGUUUCAAGGUGGCUGAAAAUGACAUCAACGGUAAAAUGCACCAGGAGACGUGGCGGGAAUUCAUGAGGGUUUGCAUGACCUGGUCAUGUGAAAAAAGCCUUUGGACUGAGGCCUUGCAUCCGAAGUGGCAGCCCGACUGGUCGAACCGGAUAAGAGGAUACAUGAACGUGGCGACGUGUAAGAGGUGGAUAUGGCCGUUGGUGAAAAAGUAUUUUGAGAAGUUCGAAGCAGGAGAGUUGUCACUUUACGAUGGCAGGUGCCCUAGAGAUAUGUCGGGGAGGCAAGAGGGGAAGCUUCCGGGGCAAUAUACGGAAGAAGUCAAUGGGAAAAAGGAGGUGUUCCAUUGCAUAGCGGCUAAGGACGGGGGGCAUGGAGCCACCGUCACCUUCAAAGAUCUCGUUCCAUCAAACUUCAAACGGUUUGGAGAUAUGACGGCGCGAGAGAAGGAAGUCGCAUUGAGGUUGAUGAUCAACAAGAAGGUCAUAGCCACCGCUAGACAGGUUCCUACGGGGAAGUUGAACAUGGACAACCUCCUCGACAUUAUCAUGCGAGAGAGGUACAUGAUGCGUCUCUUCAACUACAUCGUGUUCAAAUCGGAGAACAGAGAGAAGGACGACUGGAACCAAAAGUUCUUCUUCGAUUACAAUGGCAUGACAGAGAGGUACGGUGUCACAGCGGAAGCAUGGGACGAGGAAAGGGAUAGAAUCCCUUUGGAGUACGUCAGGAAGGUUCCAAAACGACUUGGUGGCGACCAAGAAAUGAAAGGCCUGAAAGGAGCAGGGUUGAAGGCCACAGGGGCAUUGUAUAAAGAUGCGCCAUUUCAUUUUAAGGUCUUCGUGUAUCAGGCGAUAGGAAAGGGGGAUUUGCUCAUGGCAGAGAUGCGGCGAUUGUCAAAUGUUGCGCUUCACCUGUUGUGGGAAGGGAAAGGGCAACGAGCAACAUUGCUGUCGAUUAAUAUGAACCCAAAGGAGCUGCUGCCUGCGCAAGACGAAGUCGUUACCGCUGCCACAAACCUUAAUUGCAAGGCCACCAUCUUGGAUCUCGCAUUACCGUCGCAUUGCUCUGCCUGGUCGUCGGAGGACUUCGACGCUCUAUACAAAAUUAUGUCCAAGUUGUGCGGCAAGAAUUGGACAUUGAUCGUCUUCGCGCCACAGAAACAUCACAAGACCGUCAUGCGACACCUCUACAAUUGGGAGAACGUUGAGGUGAUACCAGGCACUUGGAAGCGCUUUAUGGGGGUCGGAACGACUUUCAAUAAAUACGGGAAUACGCAAAUUGAGAGUAAGGACACGAUGAGGAUCGUCCUGCAUGCCGAGGGAGGCGACCUCAGAAAGGUUACAAGAGUGCCGCGCUCAAAAGCGGACAUUGUGGAAGUAAACGUCGUGGAACAAUUUUUUAAGCGGUGUGCAGCAAAACAUGGCGGCGAUGAAGGCAGUGAAAAAGAGGAGUAUGGGCGUUGGGAACGAGAGCCGCAGCAGCUACAAACCUUAUGCAGAUCAUUUCUACAUGAGGACGAAGGGGUUAUAGUCCUUGGGAAGCCACAUGUUGGCCUUGUGUGGGAGCUUUUGCGCGCGGGGAACCAUGUAUUUGCGUGCGAUGCAUCGUCCAAAGACAUCGCAUAUUUGACAAAGGCCAUCGAAAUACUCGCCAAGGAUCCUCGAAACGAUUGCACCAUCGAAAAACAUAAGAGCACACAACGCUCGGACAGGGACAUGUACCACAAGUUGGGGAAGAAGAGAAAAAAAAUGUGGGACUACUUGUUCCAGGGCGACCCCAAGACUGCAUUCCAGCACAAGUACAUCUAUCGUAAAGCGAUGACACAAGAAGCAUAUGGUGGUUACCACAAGGCGGAGGUGGGGGCAUUCGCGUUGUUUGUGACGCGAUGCGAAGAGCUGAAGUUCAUGAGACAAUGCAGCAAGUUGACGUACAGCGACUACAGUGACGUCGCACGUAGAACAGAUGCGUGGAAUCUGAUUGACAGCGAUGAAGAGACUGAGACCUCGGACCUUGAAAUCGACCUACGGGUUAAGCAUUCUCGAGAUGGUGCACAUGGUCGUGAGGGAGUGCAAAAUGUUCCGGAUGACAGCGUGCAAAACGAGAACCCCGAAGGAGGUCUGCGGCAAUUUGGACCACUGAGCACUCAUGUGGAUGACACACAGGACAGGGCAAGUUCCACUGGUGAAUUCCCAAGGGAUUCACUGACACCCGUUCAAGCCGUAAUUAACAUCGUAAUUCACGGCAAUCGCUACGGAUAUCAAGGAGAGAAGAGGUCCAUCGGACGGAUGUCUGGAGGGAUGAGGAUGAACGACGUGCGGGAAGACGCCGAGGAGGAUGACUUGGUUGUUCCAGGUGUCUUCCCAAAGUUGACGCCCGGUGAUGAUAUUCCAGAAAGCUUCAUGCAGGGCUCCACCUCGCCCUGUGUAUUUCAUGACGUGGGGGAAGAGACGUCGUCAAAGAAGUGGGGGCAUCACAUACUGUGGCACCCAGAUGCGUUCGAACCGUGCAUUGACGAGGGGAAGUGGGCAAUGGCACUGCAUCUGAGGGAUGGCUGGAAAGUCAAACCCAGGAUGGCAAAAGAUUCAUGGUUGAAAACCACAAACAGUGAAAUCCUAUUAUGCGUUACGAAGGAAAACCAUGGUGCCGAUGAAGCCCUUAUAUGCGCGAAGGCCCAAUCGUUGUUCGAGUCUCUACGCUUCAACAAUCGCUUGGCGUACAAGCAUCAGUUUUACGACUUUCCAUCAAGCCGGUCGUAUAACAAAAUCGAUUGGAAAAUCGUACAGCCUCCCACAUGCCACGGGCUCGAUAGCAUUACUGUUGGAUGUUCGCAGCUUGCGGCAAUGUCGCAGACUAACUUUGCAGUGASUGCAGAAGAAGCGUUGAGUCAAACGCGUGUCGCAGCAAACGACACAGAGAAGGGAAACACCCUUCUUCAAGGAGAUGGAGAGCGGACGACUACGGGGGUUAAGGGAGCUCCGACGUCUCAGGCGGUCGAACAAAAAUCAAACGUUGCAUCAUACGGACCUCCGCUUUUGACACAGCUGGGAAACGAAGGAGCAUCGCAAAUGGAGAGUCCCACUCCUUCAGUGGAGGAUGUGGUUGCAAAGGCGAUGCAACCAGGUGUGUGUACAGAACUUGCAGCCGAGGCGAAAGAAAACUCAGGCGAGGUGAUGAAACUGUUGAAUGAUGUCGAGAGGGAAGAGAAGAAUAAACUCGAAAGGUCCAACACAUCGGCCAAUGUGAUUAAUUGCAUUUCCGAGAGCGAGGAAGGGCAAGUUGCACAUGCAGAGGGGGAUGCUGGCGAUGAAGAUGUCGGGGAAGAUAACAAGGAGUAGAACGAAGGGGACGAACGAGAGACACUCGUUAGACGUUCGACAAGAGAAAAGGAAAAAACACAAAGGAUGAAUAUUUAGAGACAUGAACAGGGUAGUGUGUGUGUGUGUGUGUGUGUGUGUGUCUGUGUGUGUGUGUGUGUAUAUGUGCGUGUGUGUGUGUGUGUGUGUGAUGGCAGCUGUGUGUAGAUAUGUAUGCAAGUGAAGUGGAGUGUCUAUGUGUAUAUGUGCAUAGAUAGAGUGACGACGCGCCAUUGAUAUGAACAAUAUGAAUGACAUAAAAUGUUAUGCAAAGUUUUGAGAGGAUUGAGGAAUAAAAUGUUAAUCGUAAU
Messenger RNA from Chara braunii, 5523 nucleotides. Lineage: Eukaryota; Viridiplantae; Streptophyta; Charophyceae; Charales; Characeae. The record is from the annotation of a GenBank genome assembly.